AAUUUUCAUAAUGUUACACUGAAUAUUGAUUGCAUGAUCAUAUGAUCUCAAAGAUAUAAGCCAUAUAAUUUUUUUUUUCCUUCAAGCAUUUUAAACAUGGCUGAAAAUCAUUUGAUUCAAAUAAGCGACCUUUCAUUAUAUAAUAUUGAAAAAGUUAUUAAAGAGGAACAUUUAAAUUAUUAUGAUUAUAAAAAAUUUAGUCAUAUUGAACAAAUUGGUAUAGGAGGAUUUGGAAAAGUUUAUCGUGCAGAUUGGAAAAAUGGUUUAGAACAACGUUUAGCAUUGAAAUCUUUUUAUAAUCUUAACAAUGAUAUUUUAAAAGAAAUUAUUCAUGAAGUAAAUAUAAAUUAUAAAUUACUAAUUAAUAUUUACCUUUUAUGUUUCUUAUUCACAUUUUAUAUUUUCUAUUUAAGAUUAAACUUGAACGAGAUCAUAAAAAUGUUAUUCGUUGCUAUGGGAUUACAAAAUUUCCAUCAGAGAAUCCGGGGCCAUCAGAAAAUAUUUUGCUUGUAAUGGAAUAUGCCAAUGGCGGUACACUUCAGGAUUAUUUGAAGAAAGAAUUCAAUAAGCUUACUUGGAAUAGUAAAUACGAUUUAGCAUAUCAGUUGGCUUGCGGCGUAUCAUUUUUACAUGAAGAAGAAAUUGUACAUUGUGGUUUGGUAAUUUGU
Rhizophagus irregularis DAOM 181602=DAOM 197198 is the source of this 668-nucleotide messenger RNA. NCBI's taxonomy places the organism in Eukaryota, Fungi, Glomeromycota, Glomeromycetes, Glomerales, Glomeraceae. The record is from RefSeq and is a predicted model, not a curated record.